Molecule: messenger RNA, 2150 nt
Organism: Salmo salar (Atlantic salmon)
Lineage: Eukaryota; Metazoa; Chordata; Actinopteri; Salmoniformes; Salmonidae
Gene: s35b4
Product: UDP-xylose and UDP-N-acetylglucosamine transporter
Biological process (GO): UDP-N-acetylglucosamine transmembrane transport
Cellular component (GO): Golgi membrane; endoplasmic reticulum membrane
Molecular function (GO): UDP-N-acetylglucosamine transmembrane transporter activity; UDP-xylose transmembrane transporter activity
Source: RefSeq, marked provisional
AAAACCUCAGUGUUUACACAAUGUCCGCAUUAGGAGUACUCGUAGGUUAUUUUCCCCCAAUAACUGCAAACAUGAAUACCAUUUUUGCAGUACUUCUUGUUUUCGUUGGGUGCUGCAGCAAUGUUGUGUUUCUGGAAACGCUUGUAAGAGAGUUCCCAGGAUGUGGCAACAUUGUGACCUUCGCUCAAUUUGCCUUCAUUGCAUUGGAGGGGUUCAUCUUCGAGACGAACUUUGGAAGAAAGAAACCAGCCAUCCCUAUGAGCAACUAUGUAAUCAUGGUGACCAUGUUCUUCACAGUCAGUGUGAUCAACAACUAUGCUCUCAACUUCAACAUCGCUAUGCCUCUGCACAUGAUCUUCAGAUCUGGAUCGUUAAUAGCUAAUAUGAUCCUGGGUAUAAUAAUUCUGAAAAAAAGGUAUUCAAUGAGUAAAUAUCUCUCCGUAGCGAUGGUGUCUCUGGGCAUCUUCAUAUGCACCAUCAUGUCCGCCAAACAAGUGAAUGUAGGUACUAAGGGCUCAGAUGAUCAAGGUGUAUAUGCCUUCCUGCACUGGCUGAUAGGUAUCGCCAUGUUGACCUUUGCACUGCUCAUGUCUGCGAGAAUGGGCAUUUUCCAGGAGACCCUAUACAAGCAGUAUGGCAAACACUCCAAGGAGGCUCUCUUCUAUAAUCACUGCUUGCCUCUGCCUGGAUUCCUGCUUCUGUCCUCAGACAUCUAUAACCACUGUGUCCUCUUCAGUCAAAGCACUCCUGUAGAGGUUCCUGUGAUUGGCCAGGCUGUGCCGGUGUUGUGGCUGUACCUACUGCUGAACGUCAUCACACAAUACGUGUGUAUCCGCGGUGUCUUCAUCCUGACCACAGAGUGUGCCUCUCUCACCGUAACCCUGGUGGUCACUCUGAGGAAGUUCAUCAGCCUCAUCAUCUCCAUCCUCUUCUUCAAGAAUCCCUUCACCGCCUGGCACUGGGUGGGCACUGGAGUCGUCUUCCUGGGCACCCUGAUCUACACGGAGGUCUGGACUAGCAUCUGCACGGCGUUAAGAGGAAGUGAAAAGCUGAAGAAGAAAAAGACGUAGUAAUAUGCAGUAAAGAAGGCAGAGUGAUACGCAGCACUUUCGUCAAUUCCUUGCAUCCUCUCUCUUUGCCUCCUUCUCAAAACGAAUUGGAGAAGAGGGUCCACGGGAGGGGGGACCUGAAACCAUCUCCUCCAAUAUGGUUGAGAAGGAGUAGAAGUGAGAGGAUGCAGGAAAUCACAGAAAGACAAAUUGAGAUAGAGCCAACGUGUAACGCCCUGGCCAUAGAGAGAGGUUUUUUGUUCUUUAUUUUGGUUAGGCCAGGGUGUUACAUUGGGUGGGCGUUCUAUGUUCUUUUUCUAGGUUUUUGUAUUUCUGUGUUUUGGGCCGUGUGUGGCUGUAACGGCUGUCUUCUGAAAUGAACCAAGGCGCAGCAGGUAUGUGAAUACUCAUUUUUUAAUUACCCAACAAAAGGAGUAAAGCAUCCACAGGAAACAAUAAACGUGACAGCAACAACAGUUUGCAGGCUAAAAAACGCAGUGCAAAACAACCACCAACAAACCCCAGUGACAAACAACUCCUACAUAUAUGACUCCCAAUCAGGAACAACGAUUCCCAGCUGUUCCUGAUCAGGAGUCACAAGACACACACAAGACUGCCACGUCCUGACCCCCAAACUACUACACCAGCUCCAUCUGCUGGUCAGGACGUGACAGUGGCUCCCAAUCAGGCACAGCUGAAGUUCGUUGUUUUUGAUUGGGAGUCAGACAUAAGGAGCAUGUUUUCCCUUUGGGUUUUGUGGGUAAUUGUAUUUUGUUCGUGUGUUUUCCUAACAGAACUGUUUGCUGUCGUCUUUUGUUUAUUUUUGUAGUGUUCUCUUUUUUUCAUUAAAAGACUAAUGAUGAACACAUCCUCCGCUGCGUAUUGGUUCACCUUUUCAGACGAUGACUUCUCUGUUUCAUCUGACGACGAAGACAGCCGUUACACAACGUCACAAGAGAGUGCCUUUGGCUGCACUGUUGUGUGUGUGUGUAUACAUUUGUUGUGGGUGUGAUUGCACACUGGAGCCUGUUUCCCCCCUCGCUCUCUACUGCAGUUGCAGUAGGAGCAGGUUGGUCUUUAAUAGAAUCAUCAUUAAAAAAA